This is a messenger RNA of Bombus impatiens (common eastern bumble bee), 1625 nucleotides long. Its product is annotated as protein abrupt. Bases 194 to 1249 code for a protein of 351 amino acids. Gene Ontology annotation, cellular component: nucleus. NCBI's taxonomy places the organism in Eukaryota, Metazoa, Arthropoda, Insecta, Hymenoptera, Apidae. Gene Ontology annotation, molecular function: protein binding. The record is from RefSeq and is a predicted model, not a curated record. Gene Ontology annotation, biological process: regulation of transcription by RNA polymerase II. The transcript has 4 exons.
UGUCACACAUACACAGAAUAAGAACUUUCUUAUCUACCAUGUUGAUUUUCAUGAUUCAAUUUUCGGACGGUUUUCCCUAGGCUUCGAUAUAUUAGUAUCGAGACCUAUUUAUAUGAUGGUGCCAUAGACAUAGAUAUAUUCACAGUUUAGUAUACUAUAGUAAUAACAAAUAUUAAUAUAUUAUGUCAUAAACAUGGCAAAUAAUUCGUUGUCAGAACAAUUCUCCUUAAAGUGGAACAAUUUUUCUAACAAUUUAACAUCUGGGUUUCUAAGUCAUCUUACUGAAAAUGAUCUAGUUGAUGUUACACUUGCAGUGGAAGGUCAAUUGUUACAAGCACACAAACUGGUUCUGUCAAUAUGUAGUCCAUACUUUAAAAAUAUAUUUAAGGAAAAUCCUUGUCAACAUCCAGUAAUUAUACUUAAGGACAUGAAGUAUACUGAAAUUGAGUCACUAUUGAAAUUCAUGUAUCAAGGUGAAAUAAAUAUCAAUCAAGAAGAUUUAUCUACUUUUCUAAAAGUAGCACAAACAUUACAGAUAAGAGGACUCACAACAGAAGAUACAAAUAGCACAAAAUCGUUUCCUAGUUGUGAUAUUCAAUCAGAUAUUGAUUGUAAUAUACAAAAUGUUGCUCAAUCAAAUUUAAGUACAAUAAAUAGAACUUCCAAAGAAAUAGAAAUGAUAGAUAGAAGAAAGAGAUCCCAUGACAUAACAAAAAAAAGUUACAAGAGAAAAAAACAAGAUAUGUCCUUAACAACAGAAAAUAUUCAUGAUCUAUCUAAUGAGAAAGUGGAUAAUGAUAAUCACGAAGUUUUGUUUUUGACGACUGACACAAAUAAUGAGACAAAUGAAAUUGUAGAUGAGGAAGAAAAUAUUAAUAUUCCUACUAUAAAAAUCAAUGAUCAUAAUAAAAGUGAUGAUAGCCCUUUGCUACCUUUUCCCUUGAAUACUGAAAAUUCAAGAGAAAAUUCAACUCAGCAAGAUGUUGAACCAGUAAUUUACAGGCUUUCUGCACGAGGUCGACCACAAUUAGUGCAUGAGGGUUAUGUUUACAAUUUGACUUCUCGCUCUGAGGGAUUGAAUAGGUCUCAUUAUAGAUGUGCUGAACAGCAUCGUGGUUGUAAAGGUAAAUGUGCGGUUAUUGCAGAAAGAUUUAUGCCUACAGGUGUACAUGAUCAUAAUCAUCCACCUGGGUAUCAAUCAGAACAUGAUUACAGAAAAAAGAAAGGUUUAGAUGUAGAUACUCCUUAAAUCAUAAAUAUUUUAAGCUUGUAAACAGCAUUUUAUCAUAUUCUUAUUUUGUUACUGAAACUUUAGUAAAAAUGAAAAGUUCUUUCCAAGUAAUAUUGGCAUAUAGUAUGACAUAUAACAAUAAUUCUUCAUAGAAAAGAAGCAUACAGUUAGGAAGUAUUCAUUUGCUGUGCAAUUUUAUAGUGAAAAUAAAAAUUUAGUACAUUGCAAUAUUGCAAAAAUUGUACAUUUAUAACUAUACAUAACAGUAACAUAACAAGCCAAUGUGGUAUAUGGACCACUGUAUUUCAAUAAACUGUGAUGCACUUUUUUGCGAUAUAUAUAUAUAUAUAUAUAUAAAGAAAAACAAUAUAAAAUAGGUGAUGAGUACAUUCCA